Molecule: messenger RNA, 2017 nt
Organism: Oryzias latipes (Japanese medaka)
Lineage: Eukaryota; Metazoa; Chordata; Actinopteri; Beloniformes; Adrianichthyidae
Gene: gpr142
Product: G protein-coupled receptor 142
Biological process (GO): G protein-coupled receptor signaling pathway
Cellular component (GO): plasma membrane
Molecular function (GO): G protein-coupled receptor activity
Source: RefSeq, a predicted model, not a curated record
GCUCUCCUCUGCCUCCCCUCUCUCCUCUCCCCGGCUCAGUCGUUGCAGGGAUGUGCUGGCUGCCUGGACUCCUCUGCUCCUCCUCUCUGUGCUCCUCGUCUCCUCAGCGGGCAUCCGGCAGGGACUCUGCAGGAGUCUCUGGGGGAACCACCUUCGAAAGGCCGGACUGUGAUCCUGUGAAACUGGAGGUGAAGAAGGAGGAGCUGAGGACAUGAUCGACUGGACAAAUGCAACGGCGAGCAGCCGCCAGGGACCUGGCCUGCAACCUGCGGAGCUGCAAAAGUCCAAGUGUGUCCUGGGAUUCAUUCCUGUGAUCUACUACAGUGUUUUGCUCUGUGUGGGACUGCCAGUCAACAUCCUCACCGCGGUGGCCUUGUGCAGACUCGCCUCCCGCACCAAGAAAGCUCUCUACUACUACCUCUUGGCGGUGACCGGCUCAGACAUCCUGUCACAGCUUUUCAUCAUCUUUGUGGGAUUCCUGCUGGAGACGGCCGUUUUCCACCGCGACGUUCCAGCAGCGCUGCUCCAAUCAGUCAGUGCGGCAGAGUUUGCCGCCAACCACGCCUCCAUCUGGUCCACCGUACCGCUCACCGUGGACCGCUAUGUGGCGCUGUGCCACCCUCUCCUGCAUCGACAGAUCAGCUACCCGGCACGGGCCCGGAGGAUCAUCGCGUCGGUGCUGGCGCUGGCGCUGGCGUCCGGCGUGCCUUUCUUCUGGUGGUCAGACAUGUGGAGGAACAGCCAUCCGCCCACGGCGCUGGACUCUGUUCUCAUAUGGACUCACGUCACCAUCAUCUACUUCCUGCCCUGCAGCAUUUUCUUCGUGCUGAACUCCUUGAUCAUUCACACGCUGAGGGUGAGGAAGAGGCGGCAGCCCUGUCAGAAGGGCCACAGGCCCGCGCAGCGCCUCGGGAAAACCACGGCCAUGCUGCUGGCUAUCACCUCUGUGUUCUCCGUUCUCUGGGCGCCCAGAACGGCCGUGGUCAUCUACCACCUGUAUGUGUCCUCAGUUCACAGCGACUGGCGUGUCCAUCUGGCCUACGACCUGUCCAACAUGCUGGCCAUGCUCAACACCGCCGUCAACUUCUUCCUCUAUUGUUUCGUCAGCAAACCCUUCCGUAACGUGGUGCGGGAUGUGGUGCUCCUCCGGAGGUGGUCGCUGUACUCUGGCCCUCGCCAACACCAGAGCCCCAACAACAACUCUAUAUCCUCCCUUUACAGUGGGAACAACAAGCGCUCACAGAGAGACUCCACCCCCUUAUCACCUCACAGGGCAAGAAAGCCGUCGUGACCCCCCGCCCCUCCCCUCUAAUCAAAAACACCCGUCGUCCCACGGUCCCGGUGCACUUGGAACCCCAGGGACGCUCUCUGCGUUCCAGCCGUGACCGUGGACAGAAGCCAGUAAGCCCUGGAGCUGAGGACUCCGGCCUGUUUGGGGUUUUUGGUCCAUGUAAAUCACAGCACAUAUUUAUUUUUCUCUAAAAAGAAUUAGAUCAAAUAAAGGAAGGCAUUUCCCUUCUUUAUACAUGCCAAUACUGUGGUUUUCUUAUGUUGUUUGGGAGUGAAGGUCAAAAUCUGUUUAGCUUCUGUUGGAUGGUGAAAAUUCCUCUCUGAUGUUUCUGUGAGGCUAUCGUCUGCCUCUGCCUUAAUGUGCUUUUGUUGGGUUAGAGUUGAUAUGAGUGAAAAGGCUUUAACUAACUGGUUAGUUAAAUGGACCAAAACGCGUCCCACCUCCCUGCCUGAGGAGAGUCUUAUCUAAAUCGUCAGUCUCAGCGCCAAAACCCGCAGCCGCCACAGCAAACGCAUGUUUGUCUGACGCUGAGAGGGAGACGGAUUUAAGGGCAAAGCCGGCCAAAAACAGCCCUUCCAACAGUGAUCUACACAAACAACCAGUGCAACAUGCGCACGGCGUCAUGCAUGCAUGAGCAUGUGCAUGUGCAUGCACUGAGCGCUGCGCCGGUACAUUUCCAUCUCAGCUCAGUGAGAAAUCACUGAUGCCUGAUGAAAAGCCGCCUGC